AUGCAGAGUUCUUGCGUGUGGGAAGCCGCUCGUACACAGCUGACAUAUCAAGAAAAGAACAAGCAAGAUUCGAAGCUGGGGACUCAACAUCGCUUAGUCCAGACAACUGACUGUGCAGCUAUGAUGAAGGCCGUGGAAUGCAAGUGCGGCUUAUUGAAGGACGAAGAGGCUCCCAGCAAGUCGCUGGUAGCGGCAAAGCUCGAGCAGGUUGAGGACGGCGCUCCGGUGGCUGAAGACCUUCGGGAAGUCACUUCAUUUGAAGACGCCGAGACAGAGGCGCUACGAUUGCGGCAUAGGCGGCUGGGCCUGGCGUGGGACUUUGUCAAGCCGCGGCGUUCCACUAGAACUUGCCUGCCGGAUUCCUCGGUCGAGGCCUUCCGGAAGCUCUCAAACUUUGUGCUCGGCAGCUCUGUGGCUGGUCUCACAUCCGGCGACGGGCGCACUCCUACAUGGAGCUUGGUUCUGGGAUAUGAGCUAGAGUUGCGGAAGUUGGCCUACAGGUAUGUGCGAGAUGGGGAAGCGCCGUGUUUGGCCACUGCCUUGGCGAAAGCCAUCUCCGCGCCUGAGGCCUUGACCACUCAUUUUGUGAUUCCUUUUACCUUGGGCAAGUUUGAGACAGCUGCAAGCGAUGUCAGUGGCAAAGGCGAGGGCAAGGGCAAAGGUUCGCAGGCCGGACGGGACACGCUCAAGUUCAACAAGAUCGGAGGCUGCAAAACAAAGGGGUGCAAGUUUGCUCACAUUUGCAAGCGUUCACCAGUGCAAGCACAAGCGCGCUGGAAUGGAGGAUCGCGCUGGGGAGUGACUAGAUCCUGUGCUUCCCGCAGCCCCGCAGCCUUUCAGCGGGGGCGAUGUGCUGCAAAGGGCUGCUGA
Molecule: messenger RNA, 870 nt
Organism: Durusdinium trenchii
Lineage: Eukaryota; Dinophyceae; Suessiales; Symbiodiniaceae
Source: the annotation of a GenBank genome assembly